GCGCCCACGCGCAGCGGUCAACGGCGCGCGAUUGGGAGAUGAGCAAUGGCGACGGGGGGCUGCCCGCUGGCGCGAGGGCGGAGCGGCCCAUCAGGCGUGGCACUGCGCUGCGCAGGAAAGAGGAGGACGAGGUUGGUGCUUCGGCGGCCCGCCGGCGAGCGCGGGCACGGCGCCUCCUUGCUGCCGUGGCGGUAGCUGGCAAGGCCGCCAACGGCGGCCCAGGUUCCUGGCAGGACCGUGAAGCUGCUGCGCGCCCAGCCCUGCGCCUGGCCGCCUCGGGAUGCCGUGUCCCAGGCGCGACGCGGCGGAGGCGGAACGCCGCGUGGAACGCGCUGGUGGCCCCUGCGGGCGGAUUCGCGCGCGCGCCCGCAAAGGGCAUCUCGCGGGCCGCGGCAGGCCCCCGCCAGGGACGGCGGCGCGCGAACCCCGCGGUGCUUGACGAGGCGCCCGGCCACGCGAAGGACGGGAUCGUCGAGGAGCACGCCGACGACGAGGAGCCGGCCGACCCCCUCCAGGCGAGGAUGGCCGGUGCGCUCACGGCUCGCUCGGCGGCGGGGCUCGUCGCGCAGCUGCAGGCCCUGCGCGAGCAGUCGCGCCCGCGGCGGCGCGCCGCCUGUCCACCACCCUCCACCCCCACGCUGGAGGUCAUCAGCGAGGAUGUCGGCGAGACCGUGGACGAGGAGUUCGGGCCCGAGGGGGAAGCGGAGGCGCUGUACGUGGCGUUCCCUGGCGGCGACGCGCACGCGCAGAUCACGGCCGUCGGCUGCGAUGAGUUCGACGGCGAGUUGCUGCUGGCGGGGCUGGGCUUCGUCGUGGAGGGGCGCGUGGAGGUCGGGCCCUUGCUUGGAGCCGAUAGCGCCGCCCGUUCGCUGCAGCGCGCGCGGUAG
Molecule: messenger RNA, 887 nt
Organism: Prorocentrum cordatum
Lineage: Eukaryota; Dinophyceae; Prorocentrales; Prorocentraceae
Source: the annotation of a GenBank genome assembly